CUUUUUCAACUUUUUUUCGUGGUUUUAACUUCUUCUUUUUUGCAGGUUCUCUUGAGAGUUAUCUUCCGGUUCUGUUUGAGACCAAACCAGUGUCAGAAUAGAGCUUCCACUCUGGUUGUUGGUUGCUGAUUUGCUAAGAAUUUUAAAGGGUGGGGUAUCGGAUCCUUAACUUAUGGCGAACCGCGACUUGUUGAUCGGAAAAAAUCAAGAUUUUUCGUUGCGGCAGAAUCAGUAUGUGGAAAUAGGGCGUAAUGCUAACUUUGUUCAUAGUCGUAAUCAUGAUUUAGUACGUGCAGAGCAGAUCCAUGAUGUUGAUUUGGAAAUUAGACCAACUCAUGAUCAUGAUCAUAAGAUAGAAACUUCUCAGACACACACGGAUGAUGUAGCUCUAUCCCAUGAUAAUGCUCAUAUUUUUUUUGAGAAUGGGUUCGAUGUGGAUCAGAUUGACUACCCUGGUGCGGAGGAAGAUCAUGCUGGUGUUGAGAAACAUGAUGAUCAAUUUGCUGAUGUCGUUGAGCAUCAUGAAUUUGGUUUGCAUGAUGGUACUGAGUUGACCCUUGUGAAGAGCCAGGAUCUUUCGGAUAUGCUUGCAUGGGAUAGUUGA
Hibiscus syriacus is the source of this 604-nucleotide messenger RNA. RefSeq lists its product as uncharacterized. The record is from RefSeq and is a predicted model, not a curated record. Bases 173 to 604 code for a protein of 143 amino acids. NCBI's taxonomy places the organism in Eukaryota, Viridiplantae, Streptophyta, Magnoliopsida, Malvales, Malvaceae. The transcript has 3 exons.